Messenger RNA from Ctenopharyngodon idella (grass carp), 1908 nucleotides. RefSeq names its product cleavage stimulation factor, 3' pre-RNA, subunit 2 (gene cstf2). The transcript is spliced from 14 exons. NCBI's taxonomy places the organism in Eukaryota, Metazoa, Chordata, Actinopteri, Cypriniformes, Xenocyprididae. The record is from RefSeq and is a predicted model, not a curated record. Bases 92 to 1693 code for a protein of 533 amino acids. Gene Ontology annotation, biological process: mRNA 3'-end processing. Gene Ontology annotation, molecular function: mRNA binding. Gene Ontology annotation, cellular component: mRNA cleavage and polyadenylation specificity factor complex.
GCCAUCUAUAUUUUUACCACACGGUUUCUAGCUUCUCAUCGGUCUAUUCUGAUGCUUUGGUCGUGUUUACUGUGACUUUAUCAUUUAUAAUAUGGCUAAUUUAGCACUUGCCGCGGCAGCUGCAGCUGCCAGAGACCCUGCAGUGGACCGCUCGUUACGUUCGGUUUUCGUGGGAAACAUCCCAUAUGAGGCUACAGAGGAGCAACUUAAAGACAUCUUCUCAGAGGUUGGACUUGUCGUCAGUUUUAGGUUGGUGUAUGACAGAGAAACCGGUAAGCCAAAGGGAUAUGGCUUUUGUGAGUAUCAGGAUCAGGAGACAGCGCUCAGUGCCAUGCGCAACCUGAAUGGCAGAGAGUUCAGUGGCAGAGCCCUCCGCGUCGACAAUGCUGCUAGUGAGAAGAAUAAAGAGGAGCUCAAAAGUUUGGGUACUGGUGCCCCAAUUAUUGAGUCCCCUUAUGGAGAUGGCUGCACACCAGAAGAAGCCCCAGAGUCCAUCAGCAGGGCAGUAGCCAGCUUGCCCCCUGAGCAGAUGUUUGAGCUUAUGAAACAGAUGAAGCUCUGUGUGCAGAACAGUCCCCAGGAGGCCAGAAACAUGCUCUUGCAGAACCCUCAGCUAGCUUAUGCCUUGCUGCAGGCUCAGGUGGUCAUGAGGAUUGUGGACCCUGAAAUCGCUCUGAAAAUGCUUCACCGUCCGGCUGUGGUUCAGCCCCUAAACCCGAGCCCUCAGCCUGGGCCAGUGCCGGUACCUAACCAGCCCCUCCCUCAGCCCAGUGUCCCUGUCUCUCAACCACAGCCAAUGCCAGGUAUGCACGUGAACGGAGCCCCUCAAAUGAUGCAGCCUCCUCAGAUGGGGGGUGGCGUACCCGGACCAAUGCCAGGACAGGGACCCAUGGGACCAGCUGGUAAGCUCAAUUGUCCUUGCAUUACUUUGGUGCUUCGUGUUCGUGUGCAUAUAUAUAGCAGUUUACCUCCCUCUACAGGUGGGAUGCAGCCUCAGAUAGGGAUCCCUCCAGGAGGCCCUGUGCCCAUGGAUAGAGGACAAGGAAACCUUCAGGACUCUUCUGUGGGAGCAGCUGGGCAGGCUGCUAUCGAGCGACCUCAAGUGCCAAUAGUAGACCCACGUGCCCCAAUGCGAGGGGCCCCACAAGGUCCUCCAGGGAUCCCACCCAGAGGCCUUCUUGGCGAUGGUCCGAACGACCCUCGAGGUGGAUCAUUGGUCAAUGUUACUGGAGACGUGGUGGAGCCAGGGCGUGGUUACAUUGGAGGCCCUCCGCAACAUCAGGGGCCGCCCAUGCAUAUGGCACCCCCAGACAUGCGUGGCCCUCAUGACAUUAGAGGAGGACCCAUGAUGGGAGAACCUAGAGGCCCUAUGAUGGAGCAGCGUGGUCCACCUAUGGAGGCAAGAGGCCGUGAUCCAAGAGCUGUUGAUGCUCGGGGUCCGAUAGCUGGCCAGAGGGUUCCUGUGGCUGGUGGAAUGCAGGGUCCUCCCCCCCACGGCAUGGGACAAAGUGCACCUCCAGCAGUGAGACCAGGUCCUACAUCAGAUGUGUCAUCACAAGACCAUGAGAAGGCUGCCUUGAUUAUGCAGGUCCUGCAGCUGACCCCAGAACAGAUCGCCAUGCUGCCACCAGAACAGAGACAGAGUAUCCUGAUACUGAAGGAGCAGAUUCAGAAGACAGCAGGCGCACCCUGAAGACUCAUCAUGCGACGAACGUACGCAUCUGAUCACGCAAACCCAUCACCUGGCUACUUUUGUAUUGGUCUGCAAGAGGUCCCCAUCUGUAACUUUUUGUUGUUUUUGUUUUCUAGUGAUAUUUUCUUAUUUUAAGUGAAAUCAGUUGUAUAUGAAUAGUAGUGAUUCACAGUUUAUUGCUAAUGAAAAAAAUAAACAACUGGAUUUUGAAAUAA